AGAAACCACAUUCAGGAACGAAUGAAGCAUGGCUCUGUUUGCUCUACUGUUUGCGUUUCUGACCGUUUCUUCACCUCUGAAGGCUGCAGGUGCGGAUGAUGAUCGCCCUCCUGUACAGGAGGUGGCCAAAGUCAUCUUAAGCGACCCAUCAUUGACCUAUCUUAAGAACUCACCUCAAACUUUUGCAUUGCUGGACAAACUUCUGAAAAUCAAAACAGGUCCCAAGGGUGAUCAUGGGUAUCCGGGAACUGUGGGACCUCAAGGACCUCAAGGACCUCAAGGACCUCAAGGUAGUAAGGGUGAAAUGGGUCAAAAAGGUGCAACAGGAGCAACACCUAGCUGUCCAUCUUGUAAUCGAUGCGAAAUGGGAAGACUUUUUGCAGCAGGCAAUGGUGUACCUUCUAGUGUGGGCUAUUGUUCGUCCAAAUACCUUCAGACCCAGUGCUGGCCUGUGUUGAAAGAUGUUAAAUUUUCCAAAUUGUUCAGUUCAACACCUGCUGUGACGGUUUCAAUCAGUCUGCUGGACAGUCAUAAAGACAACAAUGUCCGCAUCAAUGUUUUUCCAAGCCACAUUACUAGGUACGGGUUCAAGGCCAACAUCCACAGAUGGGCUGACACCAAUUUGCACGCGGUGUCAAUCUCCUGGAUAGCGUGCGGUAACUAGAAUUGGAGACAUUUGUUGCAAGGACUGCAUGUAGUGGAACAUGUUUUGGCGUUUGUGUACUUUAUUGAUGGCAUUGGACCAAUGGUUUAGCGCUGUAGGCUGUGUAGUGUAGAAGUCUGUCUAGACAUGUAGGAUGUUUGCUUGACGAUUUGUUGCUCUUAGGUUGAAAUACGUCUGUGUAUAGUCGUUGUAGUCGAAUAUAUCUGUCAUACGUUUGCUGCCUGA
Corticium candelabrum is the source of this 889-nucleotide messenger RNA. RefSeq lists its product as uncharacterized. The coding region runs from base 29 to 664 and encodes 211 amino acids. Gene Ontology annotation, molecular function: oligosaccharide binding; polysaccharide binding; N-acetylgalactosamine binding. Gene Ontology annotation, cellular component: cell surface; protein complex involved in cell adhesion; phagocytic vesicle. Lineage: Eukaryota; Metazoa; Porifera; Homoscleromorpha; Homosclerophorida; Plakinidae. The record is from RefSeq and is a predicted model, not a curated record. Gene Ontology annotation, biological process: cell-cell adhesion. The transcript has 7 exons.